Molecule: messenger RNA, 2327 nt
Organism: Sphaeramia orbicularis (orbiculate cardinalfish)
Lineage: Eukaryota; Metazoa; Chordata; Actinopteri; Kurtiformes; Apogonidae
Exons: 10
Coding region: 116-1912 (598 amino acids)
Molecular function (GO): oxidoreductase activity
Source: RefSeq, a predicted model, not a curated record
AGGAGAUGCACGCCACUGUCGCAAUAAAGUCCAGGAGUUCCACUGUGAGCUGGACUUUGUACUGGGCACGUGUGCCUCAGGAACUGGAGUAUUUUGACUGUCGAACCUUAAACAGAUGGUGCUCCUUGAUGUUUUAAUAAUAGGGGGAGGGCCUCAUGCUUUGACCCUGGCCACUUUGUUGUCCAAUCCCAACCCUGAUACAAACUCACACUCCACAUCUGAGUCAGACCUCUCACUUCCCCUCGCAGCUCAGUCAGAUUUGCAAACAUCCAUCAACAAACCCAACAAGAGCAAGAAGAAGAGGAGAGUACCUGGAGCCAUAAGUCUGAGACAGGACGAGCAGCUACCAAAGUCAAUAAUACCAGAGGGGGUUUAUUGCCCCCCGCCAAGUCUCAGGGUAGUGGAUUCCUAUGGAGAGUGGGCUGUUCUGUGGGAAAGUCAGUUCACAGCGUUGAACAUCCCUCACCUGCGCUCACAUGUUUUGGUCCACACUGACCCUUUCAACAAGACAUCACUGCAGGACUUCGUUGUAAAGACCAGUCGUUCAGCAGAGCUUCACAGUCUCCCAGAACAGGUUUAUAUUCUGGAUGAAAAUGCGUUCUUCAAUGACAUGAGACUUGGCAAAAAAGAGAAGAAACGUCUGAAUGUCACCUCGACUCUGAAGAAGAGUAUUCCUUUCAGUCUUCCGGGAACAAAACUAAGUGUGGAUUUCUUUAAACAUCAGGUGGAGCGGUACAGCUUAGACAAAGUGCUGGUUAAGGGAACAGUGGAGCGCAUCAUACCUGUGACUGAGGAGAAUGAAGAGAAUGAAGAGGAGAGUGACGCAGAAGAUGAAGUCACGGGUGUGAGGAGGAAAGAGAAUGGGCCGAGGAAAAGGGUGAAACAUUUUCAAGUCCAACUUCAAGAGGGCAACAUGAUAAAAGCACGCCGAGUUGUUAUGGCAACAGGUCCAACUCGUGCCCAGAUGGCAAAUAUCCCUUUGUGGGUAUCGAGUAUUGGAGAGAGCUACCCUGAGGGGCGUUUACAACACACGGUGCACCUCAUGCAUCACCUGCCAAGAGCUUAUCAACACCAAGGAACAGAGGAUCAAAGACAGAGGGAUGAUCUUCCACCGCAAGUGUGUGAAGCCGGGCAGAGAGUUAUGGUAGUUGGUGGAGGUCUGACCAGCGCUCACGUUGUCUCCAUUGCCCUGCAGCAAGGUGCAAGUCAUGUGACGUGGGUCAUGAGGAAGCAUCUCCAGCUAAAACAGUUCGAUGUGGGCGAUGUGGAGAGCCUGGUGGGGCGGUAUUCUCAUGUAGAGCAUGGCAUCAAGAUGGACGGCCAAGCCUACCUACGACAGUUCUAUAAUGAAAGGAGUCUCCACAAACGACUGGUUAUGAUUCACCAGGCAAGGAAAGGUGGAGCCGUCACACCAGAGGCCUAUAUUCACCUCCAGCCCUUCAUACUGAACGGUCAGGUGGAUGUUAAGACAUACUGUCAGGUGAGUGAAGCCAGCUGGAGCUACAGGAACCAGGAGUGGAGUGUUUCCCUCAGCUCCGGGGACCGCUGGACUGGAGAUAUGAUAUGGCUGGCAACUGGAUGUAAACUGGACGUCAAACAGGAUCCACUGCUUUCAGAGGUGAUGAGGGAGUUCCCCAUUCAGGUGAUCGAUGGGUGGCCGUGCAUAUCGGAAAGUUUACAGUGGGCAGAAGGCUGUCCGCUAUAUUUAAUGGGGCAGUACACGGCACUUCAGAUUGGGCCUCAUGCAGUGAAUCUGGCCGGCGGACAAGCAGCCAGCAAGAGAAUUGCCAAGGACAUAACGCACAAGCAACAACAGGAAAAAGCACAGACAUCUGGUUUGAAUGGAGAGACAUGUGAGAAAUCUACGACUCAGGAAUACAUCCAACAAAUGCACGGCUUAUUAUGGCUAUAAUGCUGACCUUUCUUCACUUUUUUCAAGUAGCUCUAAGUGUGAGACUGUCUAGUUGGGACUUGAAGGGCUUAUUAUUGUUAAAUACUGCUUAUAAUUUCAUAUUUAAAACUUCUGAUGAACAUAUUUAUGUAAAUUUCCUUGUGUUAAUGUGAUGAGUGAACACUGAAAACAAUUAUUUGUUAAUGUCUUUGUUUUUUUCCAUUCUGACAUUAGAACCAGUGUAAGGCAGACGUCAAAACAUUGUGCAGAUUCUCAUGAUUUUUCCUUUCUGUGAAUUUCAAACACAAAAUUCAAGUUUGCAUUGACGCUUUUGUGUGUCUGUAUGUGGUGUGAAACUCUGGGACAGUCCGGACAUCCAACACAGGCAAUGCCAAAAUAUCCACCGAUUUAAACUGCUAUACAAAAAUAUGGUCUG